Messenger RNA from Medioppia subpectinata, 1235 nucleotides. The record is from the annotation of a GenBank genome assembly. NCBI's taxonomy places the organism in Eukaryota, Metazoa, Arthropoda, Arachnida, Sarcoptiformes, Oppiidae.
UCAGAGGAAGUGGUGUCCAAACUAUAAUUGCCAAAACAUCUAUUGGGAAAGAAAUGUUGCCUUUAAUAGCAGUGAUUUUGACGUCUAUUCCAACACUAAUCCAUUCAACGGAUACAUCGGAAUUCACUCAACAAAAUAAUAGAUUUGCAUUCAAUCUGUUAAAUGUUUUGCCGCUAAAUCAAAAUCAUUUCUUCUCUCCUCUAAGUAUCAGUCAUUCCUUAUAUAUGUUAUUAAACGGAGCGAACGGACGGACAGAGACUGAAUUGAAGGCAUUGUUCAAUAUUCACACAAAUGAAACUCUUCAGCCAAUGAAUGAGAACAUUAAAAGUACAUUACAUUUAAUAAAUAGUAAAAAUUCCAACGACUCAGUUAUCCGUUUGGCAAAUCGUGUUCUCAUAUCAAACAUAUAUAAUUUGACCGAAAGUUAUAACAGUGUUAUGAGAGACACAUUCAAUGCGAGCGUCGAUUCGGUUGACUUCACUCAAAACGCCGACAAUAUUACCAAUAAUAUUAACGAUUGGAUUAGAGAACAAACAAAUGGCAAAAUUGAUAAACUUUUCGAUACGUUAGCCAACGAUACCCGGUUUGUCAUCACAAACGCCCUGUACUUCAGCGCCGUUUGGGAUAAGCCCUUCGACCCGUACUCCACAACCGAUGAUGACUUCUAUGGCAUCAAUAAGACAGCGAAAGUGCUUUUCAUGAGACAGGAGACAAAAUUUCGCUACACUUUUGAUCAGCAAUUAAACGCAUCGCUCAUUGAAUUGCCUUUCAUUCAUGAGAGCAAUAUAUCAAUGAUUAUUGUAUUUCCCAACAACACGAAUGGCUUCAAUAAUACAAUUGAAAAGUUGGUUUCACUAUCACUUAAUGAGAGACUCAAAAAUUUAUACAAUUCAGACAAAAGACAGCUCAAACUAAGGGUCCCUAAAUUUAAUUUGGAAACAAGUUAUGAUUUAAAGCAUCCGUUAAGACAAUUGGGACUAAACACGGCGUUUGAGUCGAGCGCCGACCUCUCGGGCAUUACUGGCGAUCGUAAUGUCAGAGUUUCUGAAGCCAUACAUAAGGCUGUAUUCAAAGUGACUGAAGUCGGGGCCGAAGCGUCGGCCGCCGUCGGCAUUGUUGGCGUCCCUCACAUAUGGAUACCACCGCUUGAGGUCACGAUUAACAGACCUUUUGUAUUCAUAAUCCGUGAUAACAAUACAGGUAUAGUCUUAUUCGUGGGUCAGGUGUUUGAUGUU